AUGGCAAAGUCUUCAAAAAAAGCCAAAAUUAGAGCUAAAAGAGAAGAAGGAGAAGUCGCUCAGAUUCCUGAAUCUUUACAAAAUAUUUCAUUACCAAGAAUCAUUGAUAUCGAAACAUUCAGAGAAGCUCGCAAAAUCGAAUUAAAUCAUUUUUUGACUGUUUUAAGCCAAAAAGCUGCUGCAGGUGGCAAUCUAGGCAGCAAAAAAUCCUUCCAAUUGCUGCCAAAACACAUGAGAAGAAGAGCUAUGUCUCAUAACUCCUACAGAGUCCCUGCAAGAAUAAGAGUUGCUAUCCAUAGUGCAGCUGCAAUGAAGCAGCCAUGCAGAAAGCGGCGAAGACACACAAGGACAAUGCUACUUGACUAUGAAAGAAGGAACAAAAAAGCAAUUUGGCUUGAAACUCACAUAUGGCAUGCCAAAAGGAUGAAAAUGAUAGAAAAAUGGGGGUAUAAGAUAGCGCUUCAUCCGAAUGAUAAAAGUAUUAGAGCUGUCUAUAGGUUUGCUUCUCAUAAUUGUGUGGUUUAUGAUAGGUCUUAUUAUAUCUCAUUGAUACUGAAAGAUAAGAACUUUAUUGAAAGCCACGUAAAAGUUGAGAAGAAAUGUGGAUUUCAUAGAGAAGGGAGUAUAAUGGAUGGGGAGAAAUUAAUAUGUCCUGUUGAGAUUAUUAUGAAGGAAGAGGAAUGAGUGAUAAUUAUACACCCUGCUUCAUAUAAAGAAGUAAAAGAGCUGCUUGAAAAAGAAAAUGUUUACCAUAUAGAUCUAAAAGAUAAGGUUGUGAUAUAUAGCUUUAUGGGACCAAAAAGCACAGAGCUAUUAGCAUCUGUAAUGAAUAUUAAAGAAAGCAAUAUAAAUGAAAUUAUUCAAGAUUUAAAACAAUUUAAAAAUCUUGCAUUUCCAAACGGUGCUGCAAUAGGGCUAACUUUAAUGAUGAGCAAAAAGCACCAAAAGAUUCGAACUAUGCCAAAGCAGCUGUGCUUAACAGCAGAAACUUCCAACAUCAUACCUUCUCAACCAUCUAUAAACAUUCUUAAAAUGAUUGUCAAGUGGAAUCCAUCUAUAAGCAACACUCCUUUAUGGGAUACUUUAAAAGGCUCACCUGAGAAAUCCCAUGUGCCUCAAAAACUGACAACUAGGAAUUCUAAGUCUAGGUAUCCAAAAGUCCCAAAAAUCCCAGAAAAGCAAGAAAAUCAGCCAAUUAAAGAAGCUCCACAAAUAGAAGAAUCUGAAAAAAUGGAAAUUGAAGAGGUUGAAACAGUAAAUAAAGAAUCAGUCGAAAUGGAAAUUGAAGUAGAAAUCAGCGAAAAUGAGCAAUUUGAAGUUAAUGGGAUUUUAGUUUUCAGGAAAAGUAAAAUGGCUCGAGGCUUCGCUGAAGGCUGAGAUCUAAUACUGCCAUCAGGCAAUGGACCUGAAUUCUGAAGGUAAAAUAUACAUAGAACUUGCAUCUAUUCUGGGGCCAAAGCUAUUGGGCUUAGAGAUUAUAAUGCAAUUAAGCUAGAGCAAGCUAUUCCAUCAUAUCCAGACGAUUUUCCUACCACUUCAGCAUACCAAACAUAUGCUCAAGAGCAGGCAAAAAUUGACGUGGAGAACUAUUUUAAGAGACCUUCUUCUAAACGUGUGAAUUUUGAAAGAAUUUCAAUGCCAUUCCCAUUUUACUCUGAUUGAUUUGGGAUCUUAGGUGUCACAUCAUAUACACAGCUUAAGUUAAUACAAAUAAAAUGCCAUAAUAGAAUCCCACAGCGGCGAGCAUUACUUUGUAAACCUGCCUCUGAAGAUUUUAUAUGCUUGCUAAAUUUAUAUUUUAUAUAAGCAUCAUUACAGAAAUAUUAUUUUAUAUAAAUUUCAGUAUUAGAAACAUGUUAACUUAUUAAUAUGAACUUAGUAACAGAAUAGACAAAAAAGGCCCAACUUUUCAAGAACCUUUAUCAGAAAAGUCAAAAUUAAACCAUUUGUGGACUGUAGAAGACUUCGGGAAUUUUAAAGCAAAUUUGUCAAGGCAAGUCGUAGGGUUUAUUACUUCAGGAGGUUUCAGCUUUAUCAAAGCAAGGGGAUUCGGGAUUGGGUAUAUCCAAACAAACUAUGACUCAGAAAUAACUGACAAAAUCCUGUUCAGGAACCCCAAGUCAAGAUUUUAUCAUUUAUGUGAAAUUAAAAGGCUAUAA
This is a messenger RNA of Blepharisma stoltei, 2159 nucleotides long. The record is from the annotation of a GenBank genome assembly. Lineage: Eukaryota; Ciliophora; Heterotrichea; Heterotrichida; Blepharismidae.